Molecule: messenger RNA, 2184 nt
Organism: Candida dubliniensis CD36
Lineage: Eukaryota; Fungi; Ascomycota; Pichiomycetes; Serinales; Debaryomycetaceae
Exons: 1
Coding region: 1-2184 (727 amino acids)
Biological process (GO): protein deneddylation
Cellular component (GO): COP9 signalosome
Source: RefSeq, a predicted model, not a curated record
AUGUCAGACGAAGAAUUCUAUUCAGAAGAAUCAUAUGAAUUUGAGUUUGAAGAUGAAGAUGAAGACGGAGGAGAUUUUGAUAUUGAGAAUAACGACGAUGACAGCAAUCAAACUAGUAACAACAACGAUAAUAAAUCCAACACGAAAUUGGCACUUGAUGAUCAAUAUUAUUCAGCAAAGUCUUAUAAAGAUGAUGAUGCUAAGCAUGCCAUUACUGAAUUUGAAAAAAUUAUUGAAAGUUUAUCCAACGACAAUGACGAUGGCGAAAAGUAUGAAUGGAGGUUUAAAUCUUAUAAGCAAUUGAUGAAAUUAUAUUUUGAUCAACAAACCUUUCAGUUAUUUCUUGAAACUUUGACACAAUUGAUUCAAUUAAUACCAAAAUUCAAUAAUGAUGGUCAUUAUAAAAGUUAUAUUGAGGAAUCAUUUUCGAAAAUGAUUAAUCGAUAUUCCAUUCUGGCAAAUGUAACUUUUGUUACCCAGUUUUAUAACAUAUUAUUGAAUUACCUAGAUAGCGACUCCAAUAGUAGUUGUCGAUUGUGGUUUAAAAUUAACAUAAAUUUACUUAAUCUUUAUCUUGAUCAUCAAGUUUAUAAUGAUAUACCUAAUCUAUUAGAAAAAGUUUAUGACAAGUUGGAUAGUAUUGGCGGCGGCGGCAACAGUGUUGGAACUAAUAAUGGUUGUCUGGAAACGAUGUUGAACUCAUUUAAAUUACAAACCAUUGCUAUUGAGAUUGAUUAUUUAACGAAAACAAAUAAAUUCAAUUCAAAUUUGCCAAGAAUGAACCAAUUAUAUCGAAUGAGUUCUAAAAUUACAACUGUGGUUACCCAUCCUAAAAUAUGUGCCAUCAUUAAUCAAUGUCGUGGUCAAAUACAAUUUUAUCGAGGUAAUUAUCAUCGAGCCAAUAUUGAAUUUUAUAAAAGUUUCCAAAAUUAUGAUGAAGCAGGGUCGACUAUGAAAUAUAAAUUAUUGAAAUAUUAUGCAUUAUGUUCGUUAUUGAUUGAAAGUGAAUUGGAUCCAUUUCAAAGUCAAGAAACCCAAAUUAUUUCUAAAUCAUCGAAUCAAUUCGAUAAAUUGAAAUUGUUCAUCAAAUAUUAUAAUGAUUUAAACUUGGAAAAUUUUGAAAAUUUAGUAUCAUCGUCAUCGUCAUUAUCUAACCGAAAAAUUGAUGAAGAUGAUGUUGAUAAUGAUGACAAUAAUGACGAUAUCUAUAAAGUUGCCAUUCAGGAGAUUUUGUACAACUUGAAAUCAAAAAUAUUACUAAAUUACAUCAAAGCAUACUCUGCAAUUAAAUUUAAAUUUCUUCGUGGCAAGUUAAAAGUUGAUGAAAAUCAAUUACGUUCAAUUCUUUUACAAUUAUCAAUGGCAGGGAAACUAAAAGAUUCUCAAAUUGAUUAUGCAAAUAAAAUCAUUUUCACCCAGACUAAUAGCAGUCACAACAACAAGAGUAGAGCAUGCUUUCCUCAGUUAUCACAAAAAGAUAUAUAUUAUAAUGUAAAGUAUUAUGAAAUUGUAUCGUUUGGACAAUCUGAUACUACUAACGGUAGCAAUACUGGCAACAAUGAUAAUGACUAUAGAACUGAUGAUAACAUGGAUAUUGAUGACAAUAACUCAAGUCGUUGUACUGAGAACACAAAUACUGAUUAUUUUCAAAAGUAUUUUUUUGUUAUUGAUCGGCCACUCAAACUACAAGAUUGGUUUUCUCCAAUUGAAUCGUGGUAUGUGUUUAUGGUUUCAUCUAUUCCUCAUGCAUAUAAACGAGAGAUAAGCCAAAAGGAACAAGUUAUGUAUGAACAAAAACAAGUAGAAAUUGUUAAUCCUAAUGGUAUAACUCCAGCAACAGCCAUGCCAACAUCGACCAUGUCAAGAGCAGAUAUUGAAUUAUCGAAAUUUAAUACUGGGUUAUUGAAUUCAGUCAUUAAUAUAGAUGGCAAUAAUAAUUUUGGUAAUGGUGGUGUUGAUGAUGAACAAAAUGACUAUGAUCAAUCAAUACAACAAUUGAAUAAAGUUGAUUUAUUAAAUGAUUGGUAUACUCAAGCUCGUGAAUACUUUAAUCUGUUGAUUGAAAAUAGUGAUGGCAAUACCGUUAGCAGUAAUAGUAAUAAGAGAAGUGGUAGUAGUAGUAGUAGUAGUAAUGCCAUCAGAAGUAAUCGUAUUGUUGAGAAAGAUAUAACUAUUUCCAUAUAA